AUGGCGGACUAUAUUUCCAAGAAGACGGGCGCUACAGAAGAGGAAGCCGCCAGAACCAGGCAGGAAUGGGUCAAAUGGUAUCAUCUUUUGCUCCUUGAUCCGUCCAAGAAACUAGAUCUGGAAGCAUUAUUAAAGGGUAACAGACAACUGUUCGUAGAUAACAAGGAGUUUUACAUGGAACAAGAUCGCACUAUGGCCAGCGACAUUUUUGACAGGUUAGAUUUCAACAAGGACGGGAAAAUAUGUUUGGAAGAGUUAAAUAUUUUUUACGAAGCCGUUGGGGUUAACGACAAAGCAUUGGUUAAAAGUGUCUUCGAGAAGCUAGACAAAAGUGGUGAUGGGUUUAUAGAAAGGGAGGAGCUGGUGGAUGACUUUAUUCGUCAUUUUUCUAACCCGGACCCUAUUGAUGGUCAGGCAUAUCUCAUUUCGUCCGUAAUAGACUAUAUCUAA
Molecule: messenger RNA, 450 nt
Organism: Liolophura sinensis
Lineage: Eukaryota; Metazoa; Mollusca; Polyplacophora; Chitonida; Chitonidae
Product: luciferin-binding protein-like
Exons: 1
Coding region: 1-450 (149 amino acids)
Molecular function (GO): calcium ion binding
Source: RefSeq, a predicted model, not a curated record